Molecule: messenger RNA, 2501 nt
Organism: Neltuma alba
Lineage: Eukaryota; Viridiplantae; Streptophyta; Magnoliopsida; Fabales; Fabaceae
Product: cation/calcium exchanger 2-like
Exons: 1
Coding region: 484-2223 (579 amino acids)
Biological process (GO): transmembrane transport; monoatomic cation transport
Cellular component (GO): membrane
Molecular function (GO): monoatomic cation transmembrane transporter activity
Source: RefSeq, a predicted model, not a curated record
CAAUUUCUGUGGAUCUACGCUCAGAAUUUCAUGAUGCAUAACUAGUGCAUGUCUCUUUCUCUCUCCUUCCUUUACUCUUAAGAGCCCAAGACCAUGAUGGCGAAUCUUCUCCUGACGCUGCGUGUGUAUUCCGUCAAGUGUCAUGAUUCCUUUCAUCCGGGUAGUAUGAUUUCUUAGUCGAGAAGUUUAGUGGGAGGGGCUCCUUUUCUUCUUCUUUUUGUGGUGAUUCCUCUGUCGCUCGAUAUUGUACGUUCGGAUCCCAGCUUCUUCUGCCCUGCAACUCGCAGGCCAAACAGGAGAGCCAUCUUUUCUGAUCACAUAUAGAAGCAUCGAUCUUCAAGUUAGGAUUUUUACUCCUAAUUUCUGAUAUGGCUUGGUUUUGUUUCCAUUAUUCAAGGGAUUUUGACCCUCUUGCUCCAUCAUGCUUGUUUCUUUGAUUAGUUCCCAUUUUCCUCUGCACGCGUGUUUGAAUAUUUAUCUCCCAUGGGUACCGUGGUUCCUGUGUCUAAUCGCGUGGGCUAUGUUUUGUUCUUGAACGUCUCCUUCCUCUUACUGGCUUGUGUGUUCGGGAUUAUCCAUGUGCACUCUACAGAACCUGUUGUUCUUAGCCACCGUGCCGUCUCAUUCCGUGGCGGGACUGCCGGGACACAGCAGGUUUGCCACGACUUUGUGAGACUGGACGAUUACAAAGCCAAAUGUUUGUACCUUCAAUCCAAUAAUCCAUGCGUCUCGCAGGGUUAUAUUGACUAUCUUUACCUUUUCUAUUGCAAAUUUGGGCGAUUCCCAUUGUUGGGCCAUGUUCUUCUGUUCCUUUGGCUUCUUGUUCUGUUUUAUCUGCUGGCUGAUACAGCUUCUGAAUACUUCUGUCCUUCACUUGAAAACCUAUCCAAGUCACUGAAGCUAUCCCCUACGAUUGCCGGCGUGACGCUUCUUUCUCUUGGCAAUGGAGCCACUGACGUUUUCGCCAGCCUUGUCUCCUUCAAAAGUAGUGGUACAAGCGACAUUGGCUUCAACGCUGUACUUGGGGGUGCUUCGUUUGUGUCCUGUGUCGUGGCUGGCGUGGUGAGCAUUUCGGUACGGCACAGGAGAAUUCAAGUUAAAAAGUCUGCCUUUAUUAGAGAUGUUUGUUUUCUUCUCUUGGUCCUGCUUUGCUUGUUUACCAUUUUGAUCAGCGGCCAGAUCAACGUUCUAGGAGCAAUAUGUUUUUGCUCCAUGUAUAUAGCUUAUGCAGUUUUUGUUUAUAUCUCAUCUACACGUUGGAAAGAUAUUUGUGGAGACGCUGAAAGGGAUAGUAGUGAUUCAGAUUGUUACAGUAGUGACUUGACCGUGCCCAUUCUCAGUGGCACAGAAAAAGGAUUAAUUGAAAGUGUAGAGGAAGGUUCUCGAGAAGAUUGCCCGGAAAUUAAGAAAAAUUGCUGCUGCAUGAGAUCUCCAAUAUGUUUAGCGUCAUUUUCUGUCUUGAAGAUGCCACUUUACUUGCCCAGGAGAUUGACAAUUCCUGUUGUUUGUGAAGAGAGAUGGUCUAAGCCCAUUGCAAUUUCUUCCGUUGUACUAGCACCUCUUCUGUUAUCUGCCUUGUGGAUCUUUUGUGAAGGAGAUACCACGAUCAACAAAAGCCUAGCAAUUUAUGGAAUUGGAUUGCUGAUUGGGAUCAUAUUGGGGAUCACUGUGUUUUUCACGACAGAGCAGUCAAGCCCCCCAAAGAAAUACUUGUUUCUAUGGCUUGCAGGAGGCUUUGUAAUGAGUGUGACCUGGAGCUAUAUUUCGGCUCAGGAAUUGGUGGCACUGUUGGUUUCACUUGGCUAUAUAUGUGGAAUAAGUCCUUCAAUGCUGGGGCUAACAGUUCUUGCUUGGGGGAAUUCAAUUAGUGAUUUGAUGACAAAUUUAACCGUGGCUUUACAUGAUGGACCGGAAGGUGCUCAAAUAGCAAUAUCUGGUUGUUAUGCAGGCCCCAUUUUUAAUACUCUCGUUGGCUUGGGCUUGUCUCUCGUAAGCUCCACUUGGUCAGAAUACCCAUCUUCUGUUGAGAUUUCUAGAGAUCCAUAUCUGCUAGAGACUCUGGCAUUUCUGGUGGCUGGAUUGGCCUGGGCUCUUGUGGCUCUGACAACCAGAGAUAUGAGGCUUGAUGGAGUCGUCGGCGGAGGGCUUUUGGCUAUUUACUUUAUUUCUGUGUUUCUGAGGCUGAUUCAGACACUCGGGCCUCUCCAAUACCCAGAUACUUGAGUCCUACUCUUUAUAAGGUGAUCUGAAUUACUUGAAUGAAGCAACUGACAUAUUUUCUGUAUAGUUUUCUGUAAUUUUAAAUAGGUAUUGCCACCGCUUUUUUGCCUGGAUAGUGGCAGUUAUACGUUAAAAAUCACUGUUUUACAGAUGGCAUAUUCACUUGUUUUAGCUGGAAAAAGAUGUUAUAUCCACGGACCGCAUGAACUGUAUAUACUACUAUAUAGUGUUGCUCAUGUUUGAUGUUUAAUAUUAUUCAUAGCGACUUUGCCCCUGCCCCA